Auxenochlorella protothecoides is the source of this 711-nucleotide messenger RNA. Its product is annotated as 2-methoxy-6-polyprenyl-1,4-benzoquinol methylase, mitochondrial. The record is from RefSeq and is a predicted model, not a curated record. Gene Ontology annotation, molecular function: methyltransferase activity. Lineage: Eukaryota; Viridiplantae; Chlorophyta; Trebouxiophyceae; Chlorellales; Chlorellaceae. Gene Ontology annotation, cellular component: mitochondrion. The transcript is spliced from 5 exons. Gene Ontology annotation, biological process: ubiquinone biosynthetic process. Bases 1 to 711 code for a protein of 236 amino acids.
AUGAACGACCUCAUGAGUGCAGGCAUGCACCGUGUCUGGAAAGACAGGUUGGUAGAGAAGCUGCGGCCCUUCCCCGGCAUGCGCCACCUAGACGUGGCUGGCGGCACCGGCGACGUGGCCUUCCGUGUCCUGCGGGCUCUGAGGGAGGCGGAGGCCGCGGCCCGGCCUCAGGUUCCCGGGCCCGGCCCAAGCAGGAGCGCGCCGCCCCAAAAAGGCACGGUGGUGAUCGCCGACAUCAACCCUGCCAUGCUGCUGGAGGGCCGGAAACGAGCUGCCGGCGAGGGCAUCGACUCGUACGAUCUGGAGUGGGUGGAGGCCAGCGCCGAAACGCUGCCCUUCCCGGACGACAGCAUGGACUCCUACACCAUCUCGUUCGGCAUCCGCAACGUGACGGAUCGGGACGCUGCUCUGCGGGAAGCCAAGAGAGUUCUCAGGCCUGGCGGCCGCUUCUUGUGCCUCGAAUUCAGCAAGGUAGUGGUCCCCGGGCUGCAGCAGCUGUACGACCUCUACUCCUUUGCCGUCAUCCCCCAGAUCGGGAGACUGGUGGCAAACGACGGCGCCAGCUACCAGUACCUGGUGGAAUCCAUCCGCAUGUUCCCCGACCAGGAGAGCUGGGCGCGGCAGCUGGAGGCCGCGGGGCUGGUGGGCGUGGAGUACGAAAACCUGAUGGGGGGCGUGGUGGCCAUCCACUCCGGCUUCAAGCUGCACUGA